Molecule: messenger RNA, 1625 nt
Organism: Phyllostomus discolor (pale spear-nosed bat)
Lineage: Eukaryota; Metazoa; Chordata; Mammalia; Chiroptera; Phyllostomidae
Gene: ZNHIT2
Product: zinc finger HIT-type containing 2
Exons: 1
Coding region: 382-1581 (399 amino acids)
Source: RefSeq, a predicted model, not a curated record
GGACGCAUCUCACCUCCCAAGGGCCCGGCCCAGGAACCCAGACUAGACGCUUAGCAAAGAUGGGUUUCUGCCUCUUCGAUUUAUGGUGUUGAGAAGGCAACCGCCAGGGGGCGAGCUGGCCCCGGCGGAGGGCGCCAUCCUACCUCACAGCGCGCAGGGACCGGCUCUUCGUCACGACCCGCCCCAGCCCCGCCCGAGCGCUUCUGGAGAAAGGGGUGGCGCUUGUGUUCCGAGUGUGGGCGGGAGUUGCCGAGGGUCUUCGGGGAGUUUUGACUGGGAACUCCGUAGGCUCCGGAGAGAGGAAGAAGUAACCGGGGAGCGCCGGAAGUUGCGGAGCCGCAGUCCCCGCGCGCUCGCGGGUGGCGCGCGGUGCCGGUUGCCAUGGAGCCGGCCGGGCCCUGCGUUUUCUGCCCGGCCGGGGAGGCCCGGGCGGCGCGCUACACCUGCCCGCGCUGUAAUGUGCCCUACUGCUCACUGCGCUGCUACCGGGCGCAUGGCACCUGUGCCGAAGGCUUCUACCGUGACCAGGUGCUGGGAGAGCUCCGCGGCCGCAGCGCCUCUCCCAGCCGCCUAGCCAGCGCCCUCCGCCGCCUGCGUCAGCAACGCGAGACCGAGGACGAGCCGCAGGACGCAGGCCUCAGACCUGGCCCGGCCCCCGGCGGCCUGGUAGGACUCUGGGAGCGGCUAGCCCCGGCCGAGAAGGCGGCCUUCGAGCGGCUGCUGAACCGUGGCGAGGCCGGGCGGCUGCUGCCCCCGUGGCGGCCGUGGUGGUGGGGUCGCGGGGCCGGGCCACGACUUCUAGAGGAGCUGGAUGGUACCCCGGGCGGUGAGGCUGGGGAGCUGGAGCCCGCCCCUGUGACAGCGCCACCUGGACCCGCGAAAGAUGCCGCUGCCUCGGAGGAGAGCGAUCUCGGAGACGCUCUGGGGGCCUGCACGCCCGCCGUGCCCACCCAGAUCCCCACGCUGGCCAGCCUGAGCCGCGGCCGGGCCUCGCCGCUCGUAUGCUUCCAGCUGCCCAACGUGCUGUUCGCUUAUGCACACACUCUUGCCCUGUAUCACGGCGGCGACGACGCGCUGCUCUCCGACUUCUGUGCCACGCUGCUCGGCGUUUCCGGGGCCCUGGGCGCCCAGCAAGUCUUUGCCUCUGCCGAAGAAGCCCUGCUAGCCGCAGCUCACGUGCUGGAAGGGGGCGAGCAUCCACCCGGGCCCCUGGGCACAUGGGGUGCCAUGCGCGAGGCCGCUCGCAUCCUGCUGGGUGAGGGCCCUGCCGACCGGAAGGGCUACACGCUGGCAGCACUGGGGCACCUGGCGCAGACCCUGGGCCGGGCCCGAAAACAGGCCGAGACCACUGAAGAGCGAGGUCGCCUCUACCGGGCCCGGAAGAAGUGCCAGUUCCUGCUGGCUUGGACCAACGAAAAUGAGGUGGCCCUCCCAGCCCUGGCUCUGGAUUGUGCCAGGGCCCACCGGGCGCACACGGUAGCAGCCGAGGAGGUGGCAGCCCUCACCGGGGAGCUGGAGCGGCUGUGGGGAGGUCCCCUGCCACCUGCCCCAAGGACUCUCAUUGAGGAGCUGCCUGGCUGAGCUGUGCACCUCAUCAAUAAAGCCGUGGCUUCUCCGCCCUGUCA